Teleopsis dalmanni is the source of this 1000-nucleotide messenger RNA. Its product is annotated as trypsin-7-like. The transcript is spliced from 4 exons. The record is from RefSeq and is a predicted model, not a curated record. Gene Ontology annotation, biological process: proteolysis. Bases 25 to 951 code for a protein of 308 amino acids. NCBI's taxonomy places the organism in Eukaryota, Metazoa, Arthropoda, Insecta, Diptera, Diopsidae. Gene Ontology annotation, molecular function: serine-type endopeptidase activity.
UAUUAAACAUUUUGAACUAGAAAAAUGUUACUGGUGAAAAUGUUAAUAGUAUUUAUACUUUAUAUGCAACAGAAUUGUUAUGGUAAAACCCAAUUUGCCCAAACAAAAAUUAUUAAUGGCACUGAAGUUAAUUGGUCUGGAACAAAGUACCAAGUUUCCUUACGUUUGAAAUUUAAUGACUGGUUUUUCGGUGCCGGCCAUAUAUGUGGUGGAACAUUAAUCAGUACAAAAGCUAUACUUACAGCAGCACAUUGUAUGUUGGAUUCCAACAAAAAUUUGCGAGAUGCAGCAGUUUUUUUGGUAGUUAUGGGUAAUUUAAAUAAAUAUCAGCAAAACCAAAAUACACUUAUUUACAAUGUCACUAACUUCACUGUACAUGAAAAUUUUAAUGACACCACUUAUGAAGCAGAUAUAGCUAUUUUGUAUAUAGAUCGAGAGGUUCCAGUAAAUGACAAACUUGUACAACCCAUAGCGUUAAAUGAACAAAGCAAUUUAUUGGACGGUAUUAAUUGCAUAGUCACUGGUUGGGGUAAAACAGAAACGGGUUCUUAUGCGUCACAGUUAAUGGGUGUAGAAGUAGAAAUUAUUGAUCGAAACCUUUGUUCUCUCAAUUACGGUCCCUUAAUACGUGAAGACAUGAUCUGUGCUGGUUACAUGAAUGGUGAACGAGAUGCUUGCUUUGGUGAUUCUGGUGGACCUUUAGUUUGUGAUAAUAAACUAACUGGUGUGGUUUCAUUUGGUUCAGGUUGUGCAGAACCUGGUUAUCCAGGUGUUUACAUAAAUGUUGCUACUUAUUUUCAUUGGAUAAAUGAAAAAAUGAAUGUGUGGCCUAAUUAUACAGCUCAUAUAGGCGAAACAAUAGAUUAUGAGACAGUAAGUGGGGUCAAAAAUUUAUUAGCUAAUUUGAGCCUAUACUAUAUAAUUAUGUUUCUUAUUUUUGUAAUUGAAUAAAUAUAUAGUUUUUUGUAUAUAUAGUUGGAAUAUGUGAGUCUAUAUACUA